Molecule: messenger RNA, 777 nt
Organism: Zerene cesonia (dogface butterfly)
Lineage: Eukaryota; Metazoa; Arthropoda; Insecta; Lepidoptera; Pieridae
Gene: GSTd1
Product: glutathione S-transferase 1-like
Exons: 5
Coding region: 71-727 (218 amino acids)
Biological process (GO): glutathione metabolic process
Molecular function (GO): glutathione transferase activity
Source: RefSeq, a predicted model, not a curated record
AUGAUAUCAAAUAUUUAAAUAAUCCAAUUUCAUUUUCAGUAACGCCGUAGCAAGAUCGAAGGGUGGUAAAAUGCCCGGUCAACCAAUAAAGCUAUAUUACCUUCCACCAUCACCACCAUGCAGAGCGGUGAUGAUGACCGCGAGGGCUCUAGGGCUAGAACUCGAUCUGAUACUCACUAACAUUAUGGAGGGUCAACAUAAGACACCUGAAUUCACAAAGUUAAAUCCUCAACAAACUAUACCAACGAUGGAUGACAGCGGAUUCAUUCUCUGGGAAAGUCGAGCAAUUAUGGCUUAUAUGGUAAAUGCAUAUGGUCGAGAUGACUCCUUAUACCCAAAAAAUCCCAGGCAAAGGGCACUUGUUGAUCAGCGACUACAUUUUGACCUUGGAACUUUGGUUCCAAGAUAUAUUACUUUAUAUGCUCCGAUGCUUUUCCAUGGAGCGGCCUAUAACGACGAAGCAGCAGAUAAAUUAAAUGAUGCUCUUAAAAUACUAAAUAUAAUCCUAGAGGGCCGAGUCUUUGCUGCCGGUGACAAUUUAACUCUUGCAGAUAUUUCUAUAGUGGUGACCAUCAGUAAUUUAGAGGCUCUCAAAUUUGAUUAUAGUGCGCACGAAAACAUAGUAAAAUGGUUCGAUCGCACAAAAAAAGCUUUAGAACCCUAUGGCUAUGAAGAAAUCGACAAAUCUGGAGCACAGCAAUUAGCAGCAUUUUUGAAGAAAUCAUAAAUUCAACAAAGCAUAUUGUAAAUUGUUUCAGUUGAUUCACGAAUAAAUCA